UCCGCUCGCUGCUCUCGGGUCUCGGGAAGGGUUGAGCUUCAGCUGCGUGACUUUCCGGCCUGUCAGGGGAGAGGCGGCCGUGCGGUGAGCUGAGUCAAGUCGCCAUUUUACGCCGUCUUCCCCGGCUCUUUACACGUAUCUGAAGAACUGAGAAUUGUAGACGACAUAUUGUCACCUCUGGCCGAUGAUAAGUGAUUGGCGACCAUAUACUGUAGAGAGAUGAAUGAACAUCCUAAGAAACGCAAAAGGAAGACCUCUUUUCCUUCUCGGUAUGCAGGACAGGCUCCAGCUGUUUCUUCUACAGAUGUCCCUCUUCUGGUCAAAACAGUAGAAAAUAAUGGGAUAUAUUUCGAUCACUGUUACAGUGUCUGUUCUAUAAUUCAAGCUGAUCCUAAACUUCCAGAAAGUGAAGAGGAACAGCCCAGUACUAAUGGAGAAAGCAGAGAGAUGUGCGAGUCUCCCACACUAAUCCCCCAACCAGUUCACGAAGAGGCAGUUGUAGAAGUCCACACUGAAGAGCCAGAGUGCGUCCCAUCCCCUGUCAAUGAGGAGGAAAUAAAAGAUGUCCCACUUCAGAUAGAAGAGAGCCCGGAAGGCAGCCCCUCCUCCAAUCUGACAACCCCUCAGAAGUGGCCAUUGCUGAGGGCCAACAGCAGUGGCCUCUUUCGUUGUGAGCAGUGUGACUACAACAGCAAAUACUUCUCGGAUCUGAAGCAGCAUAUGAUCCUGAAGCACAAGUGCGCAGAGUCUCACAUCUGCAAGGUCUGUAAGCAGAGCUUUCCCAGUGACGAGCUCCUGCUGGAGCAUGGGAAAGUGCACGAGGAGGAGGAGGAGCAGCUGAACUGUAAGCACUGCGACUACAAGACCAGCUCGUUUGAGAACCUCAGUCACCACGUGACAGAUGUCCACUUCAAUGACUUCUUCUACUGGUGCGAGCAGUGUGAUUUGCAGUUUUGCACAAGUAGUGAGCUGUACCUGCACUUUCAGGAGCACAGUUGUGAUGAACAGUACUUAUGCCAGUUCUGCGAGCAUGAGACCAAUGACCCAGAGGAGCUGCAUAGUCACGUAGUGAAUGAGCACACGUGCCGUCUAAUAGAGUUAAGCGAUGCCUAUAACAAUGGCGAACAUGGACACUUCAGUCUAUUGAAUAAAAUUACCUUUGAUAAAUGCAAGAACUUCUUUGUAUGCCAGGUAUGUGGCUUCAGCAGCAGGCUCCACACCAAUGUGAACAGGCACGUGGCCAUAGAGCACACGCGGUUUUACCCACAUGUCUGUGAUGACUGUGGCAAAGGGUUUUCUGGCAUGUUAGAAUACAGUCAGCAUUUAACCCUGCAUUCAUCGGAAGGUGUCUACUUGUGCCAGUAUUGUGAAUACUCAACAGGUCAGCUGGAGGACUUAAAAACUCACCUCGAUUUCCGGCAUUCUGCAGAUCUGCCCCACAAGUGCAGCAGCUGCCUUCUGAGGUUUGCGUCCGAAGAUGAUCUUAAGACCCAUCUUCCAACACAUGAGAACACCUGAAUCAUUGGACAUUUGGCAUGUUAGACACCUGUUCUGGCGCCUGCCAAGAAAUUACUGUAUGAGAUCCAAACACUUCAGUGUCUCCUCAGACUCCUUGGUCCUUUCUUGUGUAGCAGGCUUUAUAGCCAGCUAUGGACUGGACUUCUAAUGAUAUGAUUCCACCAUUCCCAGAAGAUAUCAUUUGUGCCAAUGAUUAAAUGAAACACUCUUGUUUCUAAAGCAGUAGUAAUAAACUUUGUAGUGAGAAAUGAUGGAAAUAAAAUAAAGCCAUCACUGCAUGCUCGGUGGAUAUCACAGAUUUUCUAUAUCUUUAUGUAUUCUUCCUGAAUUUGUUGUUACCUUGUGAAAGUGAAAAUGAAACUGUAAGACACUUGAUUCCCACGUGUGAAACCCUCAGUGUGAGGCUGAAUGGAAAUCAUUCUCUGUAUGUCAGCAAAAUAUUAAAUUGGGGGAAAAUAAA
This is a messenger RNA of Bufo bufo (common toad), 1978 nucleotides long. It is a transcript of the gene ZNF639, whose product is annotated as zinc finger protein 639. Gene Ontology annotation, molecular function: DNA-binding transcription factor activity, RNA polymerase II-specific; RNA polymerase II transcription regulatory region sequence-specific DNA binding. The record is from RefSeq and is a predicted model, not a curated record. The transcript is spliced from 5 exons. Gene Ontology annotation, biological process: regulation of transcription by RNA polymerase II. Gene Ontology annotation, cellular component: nucleus. Lineage: Eukaryota; Metazoa; Chordata; Amphibia; Anura; Bufonidae. Bases 220 to 1518 code for a protein of 432 amino acids.